AUGCAAAGUGCUUUAAUAGGCUCCUGGCACAACAGUGGCUUUUAUGGGCACUACAGAGGCCAAUUCAAGAGUGAAACUGCUGGAGAAUAUCGCCUUGCAGCCAAGCCCCAACCUCCAGCAACAUUCCUGCAGCGAUGUCAGGAACCAGCACAGCAACACUUUUUCUCCAAGCAUGACAACCGCACUUCUUUUGACAAAGGCCCCUACUGCCUGCUGCAGGGAAUUGGAAGACGGAAAGACCUGGAGCGCCUCUGGCAGCGGCACACCUUCCUUCGCUGGGCACCUUGCGAGCUGGAGUUGAGCCAGCAGCCCCUGGAAUCUUCCUACCAGUCCGAUUUCCGGCCAGGCCCAGGACUCAGUAGCUUCCCACAGCGCCUCGUCCACUUUGUGCAGGUUCAGCCUCCCCAUGUGAGCACCACCUACCAGCAGAACUUCUGCCAGCCAUCCCAGGGUGGCCACUGUGGUAGUGACAAGGUAGGACCCCAAACACCGGUCACCAACAUUCUGCCUGACCUCCCAGGGAUCCCAAGACCCAAGAUGCUACAGCACUAUCUUUACAGUGGGGUCUCUGAGUGUCUAAACUGGUCUGGAGCAUUAAACAAGGACAGCUAA
Marmota flaviventris (yellow-bellied marmot) is the source of this 612-nucleotide messenger RNA. It is a transcript of the gene Cimip7, whose product is annotated as ciliary microtubule inner protein 7. NCBI's taxonomy places the organism in Eukaryota, Metazoa, Chordata, Mammalia, Rodentia, Sciuridae. The record is from RefSeq and is a predicted model, not a curated record.